AGCACAACUCCCAUACUUCCGAUUGCACACGAUGCCUGCGCUGCCCACUCGAUCGCGGCGAGCAGCAUCCCGUCGUGCGGUUAUCGAAUCCUCCGACGAAGAAGACCACACCAUGCAACAGCAGGACAGUGACGAGGAAGAGUUCACGCCCGCACCAAAGAGCACGAGGCGGGCGUCGCGCAGGCCGACCACUGACGCACCGGCGACACCGGGCACUGGAACCCGAUCGCGGAGAACAAGAGCCAGUGUGGCAGCUGAGGAUGCUGAAGCAGAGCCUGUGAAAGCUCCUGCCACUGCCAGAAGAGGAAGACGAAACGUCCGCGAGAGUCGCAGAGCCAGAGCUUCCGUUGCUCCAACUACAGAAGCCACAGAUGAUGACAUCCCCCCGCCGACUCCGAAUCCUACGACAUCUCCCAAAACCGAGCACCAAUCAACGCCGCUAGCAGACAUCACCGAAAGUACUGUCAACGAGCAGGCGGAUGACGCCCAAACGCCGAAACAGUCCGUGGAGCGGUUUGAGCCUGAGCAGCAGCCUGAAUCUGUGCAGCAACCCGAACCUGUGCAACAACCUGAGCCUGUGGAGCACUCUGGGGCUGUGGAACAAACCGAGGCGCCGACUGCGGAUGCCGACGUGGACAUGAUGGAUGUCGACAUGAACGAUGCACCAGCGCCCGAGCAGCCACCCGUCCCAAUAUCACCACACGCAGUCAAGAAGGUUGACCCGCGAAUAACUGAGUUGGAGAGGCCAAUGGAUAUUGCGGCUAGAGCAAGAGCGACAGCCAUGCCGACUUCGCAAGAGCCUGCGCCGCCGAAAUCCAGGAUUGUUAUCACAUGGCUAAUUCUGACAAAUUUCAAGAGUUACGCGGGCAGACAGGAGGUUGGACCAUUCCAUGCUUCCUUCUCAUCUGUCGUGGGCCCGAACGGUUCCGGAAAAUCGAAUGUGAUUGAUUCUCUGCUGUUCGUCUUCGGCUUCAGGGCGAGUAAGAUGAGACAGGGUAAGAUAUCUGCGUUGAUUCAUAAUUCGGCGGAGUUCCCGAAUCUGGAUUAUUGUGAGGUCGAAGUCCACUUUCAAGAGGUUAUGGACCUGCCCCAAGGAGGACAUGAGAUAAUCCCGGAUUCGCAACUUGUCAUCUCACGGAGAGCAUUCAAGAGCAACUCUAGUCAGUAUUACAUCAACGGAAAGCCAUCAAACUUCACUGUUGUUGGGGCAUUGCUUCGGGAAAGAGGCGUCGAUCUUGACCACAAGCGAUUCCUCAUCUUGCAGGGUGAGGUAGAAUCCAUUGCGCAAAUGAAGGCCAAGGCCGCGAAUGAGCACGAUGACGGGUUGUUGGAAUACCUGGAGGACAUUAUUGGCACGUCGAAAUACAAGACGCCAAUCGAAGAAUCGGCCGCGCAGACAGAAACCCUCAAUGAAGUCUGCAUGGAGAAGAGCAACAGAGUGCAACACGUCGAGAAGGAAAAGGAGAACCUGGAAGAAAAGAAAAACAAGGCCUUGGCCUACAUUCGGGAUGAAAAUGAGUUGGCUACAAAACAGUCUGCGUUGUAUCAGGUCUACGUUGAAGAUACCAAUGACAACAUUGCGGUCACCCAGGAAGCCAUAAACGAACUAUCUGGUCAACUAGACGAGGAGCUACAAAGACAUCAAGGAAACGAGGAAGGCAUCAAAGAACUUGAGAAGCAAUACAAGGCUGGGUCUAAGGACUACGACAAGCUCGAGAAGCAAACUCAAGAAGUGGUCAAAGAGCUCGCCAAGUUGGACAAGGAGACGGUCAAGUUUGAAGAGAAGAAGAAGUUCUUGACCAACAAACAAAAGAAGCUUCAGAAGACUCUGGAAAGUAGUAGAUUUGCCGCUGGUGAAUCGGAGACGACCGUGCAACAAUCUUCCGACGACAUUGCUCGCAACACUGAGCAAAUCGCCGAAUUGCAGGAAAACAUGCAGGGUGAAGAGGAGGAGCUGAGCAAAAUCCGAGAUAGCCUCAAGGGCAAGACUCAACACAUUUCCGACCAAAUUGCCGCCAAGCAGAAGUCUCUUGAGCCCUGGAACGAAAAGAUCAAUGAGCAGCAGUCAGCCAUGGCUGUCGCACAAAGUGAGCUGGAUAUAUUGCGCGAGAAGGAUAACGCGGGCGCCGUUGCAAUCGCCGAAACCGAGGCUAAAAUCGCGGGGCUUGAGGAAUCAAAGGCUGCCAAGGAAACAGAAUUGGAGGAAUGCGAUGAACAGAAGAGCCAUUGUUUGAAAGCGAUCAAGGAAGCGGAGAAGGAGCUGGCUGGGCUGGCAGAGAAAGAACCCGCGAUUCGUUCAAAGUUAUCGGGGGCUCGACAAAAGGCAGACGAAGCACGCGCCAGCCUUUCGGCCACCCAAACUCAAGGGAACGUCCUGACAGGCUUGAUGCGCCUCAAAGAGUCUGGUCGUAUCAACGGUUUUCACGGCCGGCUCGGUAACCUUGGUGCUAUUGACCAGAAGUUCGAUAUCGCCAUUUCAACUGCUUGUCCGUCCUUGGAUAACAUGGUCGUUGACUCCGUCGAAGUGGGCCAACAAUGUAUCGAGUACCUCAGAAAGAACAAUCUUGGUCGGGCCAACUUCAUUCUCUUGGACCGCUUACCGCAGCGCGACCUGUCCCCGAUCGAAACUCCAGAGAAAGUCCCCAGACUUUUCGACUUGGUGAAGCCCAAGCACGACAAAUUCAGACCCGCCUUCUUCAGCGUCCUCCAGAACACGCUGGUUGCCAAGGAUCUGGAACAAGCCAACCGCAUAGCCUAUGGAGCAAAGAGAUGGCGCGUGGUAACUCUCGAUGGCCAGCUUAUCGACAAGUCCGGUACUAUGAGCGGUGGUGGCACCAGAGUCGCGAAGGGUGGGAUGUCUUCGAAGCUGGCCGGGGACGUUACGAGAGACCAAGUUGCCAAGCUCGAGGGUGACCGCGACACCAUUGAGCAGAGCUUCCAGGAGUUCCAACAACAGCAAAGGGAGAUGGAAACAAUGUUGAGGAAACUCAAUGACGAAAUACCCAAGUUGGAGACUAAAGCGCAAAAGCUCGCUCUCGAGCUUGAAAGUUUUGAUCGCAACAUCGCGGACUUGAAGCGUCGUAUCAAAGAAAUUGCUGCUGAGCAGCAGCCCUCCAAGUCUGAUAAGGCUCGUGCGGCUAGUUUGGAGAAGGACAUUGCCGGUAUGGAGAAACGCAUCAAAAAGCUCCACUCUGAAACUGCUGGAGUUGAAGAGGAAAUCAAAGAGCUGCAAGACCAGAUCAUGGAGGUUGGCGGUGUUAAGCUACGUCUUCAGAAAGCCAAGGUAGAUGCUCUCAAAGAGCAAGUUGACACACUCACCGAAGAGAUGUCGACCGCUGAGGUUUCCAAGGCAAAGGCCCAAAAGCAGAAGACCAAACAUGAGAAGUCCUACCGAGAGGCAGAGGCUGAGCUAGAGAACUUGGCUGCAGAGCUUGAGAAGGUUGAGGAGGACGUGCAAAACCAGAAGAGCGGCACCAGUGGAUGGAGGGAACAGGCAGAGCAAGCGCAAGAUGCGCUUGAAGAAAAGAAAGAAGAGCUGCAGAGUUUGAAGGCUGAACUGGAUGCCAAGGUUACGGAGCUCAACGAGACGCGCGGUAUCGAGAUCGAAAUGCGCAACAAGUUGGAGGAACAACAGAAAGCCCUCAAGGAAAAUGAAAUGCGCCUACGCCAUUGGGAGGACAAGCUCAGCAAGUUGACCAUCCAGAACGUUGGCGAGUUUAGUGAGGAGCAGGAGGGCGAUUCUCUGCCCACGUACACAAAGGAUGAGCUGCAGGACAUGGACAGGAAUUCUCUCAAGCGCGAGAUCGCCGCAUUGGAAGAGAAAACUCAAAAUGUUCAAGUCGAGCUGGGCGUCCUGGCAGAAUAUCGCCGCCGCUGCGAGGAGCACACAGCACGCAGCGCUGAUCUGGCCACUGCAGUUGCCGAACGCGACGCAGCUAAGAAGCGCUGCGAUGAACUGCGCCGUCUGCGUCUUGAGGGCUUCAUGGAAGGCUUCAGUCAGAUCUCAUUGCGCCUCAAGGAGAUGUACCAGAUGAUCACCAUGGGCGGCAAUGCUGAGCUGGAGCUGGUGGAUUCCCUGGAUCCUUUCUCCGAAGGCAUCCUGUUCUCAGUCAUGCCGCCAAAGAAGAGUUGGAAGAACAUCAGCAACCUUUCUGGUGGUGAAAAGACGCUCUCGAGUCUGGCACUCGUGUUCGCCUUGCACCACUACAAGCCUACGCCUUUGUAUGUCAUGGACGAAAUUGAUGCGGCGUUGGAUUUCAGAAACGUUUCGAUUGUUGCAAGUUACAUCAAGGAGCGCACCAAGAAUGCGCAGUUCGUCGUCAUCUCGUUGCGAAACAACAUGUUUGAGCUGGCUUCGCGGUUGGUGGGUGUGUAUAAGGUUAACCAUAUGACCAAGAGUGUAACGGUCGAGAACAGGGACUACAUUAUCCCCAGGGCAUAAGGAUUGGUUCCGGGUUUGGGUUUAUGAGAUCAACGUUCGGUUCGGUCAGGCUAGAUACGGAAUGAUAACCCCGGGUGGCUUUGUUUUAUUCGAAGGCGUUGACUGGGAAGGCUAUGGUUGCACUGGAAGUUUUCUCUGAACGACAGCUGUGUCAAAUCAAAUUAUUAUUCUCUCCAAUCACCCUCAACUACCAAUGUAAAAAAAAAAAAAAAAGGGGGGGGGGGGGGGUAUAUC
Messenger RNA from Aplosporella prunicola CBS 121167, 4675 nucleotides. RefSeq lists its product as uncharacterized. The record is from RefSeq and is a predicted model, not a curated record. NCBI's taxonomy places the organism in Eukaryota, Fungi, Ascomycota, Dothideomycetes, Botryosphaeriales, Aplosporellaceae. Gene Ontology annotation, molecular function: ATP hydrolysis activity; protein binding; ATP binding. Gene Ontology annotation, cellular component: chromosome. The coding region runs from base 32 to 4441 and encodes 1469 amino acids. Gene Ontology annotation, biological process: mitotic chromosome condensation. The transcript is spliced from 3 exons.